Messenger RNA from Colletotrichum graminicola M1.001, 261 nucleotides. RefSeq lists its product as uncharacterized. The transcript has a single exon. NCBI's taxonomy places the organism in Eukaryota, Fungi, Ascomycota, Sordariomycetes, Glomerellales, Glomerellaceae. The record is from RefSeq and is a predicted model, not a curated record. The coding region runs from base 1 to 261 and encodes 86 amino acids.
AUGAGGAAUCGUACACGGAACUCAUCGGUGGUCAACGGCUCAGGGGACAAGAAUGAGUUUCGUUCCAGAACGCUCACUGAAGCUCGCGCAUCACGGAUCCGCCAGCCAUUGACGCGAAGUUGGGAUGGCAAGCGCGACGAGACUGCCGUUGAGGAUGCCGCCAUCGAGGCCCGCGAGCCCCACCACAAGGGCAAGAAGACCAAGGAGGCCAAGAAGGGCGGCAAGCGUGAUGAGCUCUCGGCUCGCGUCUUCUCUGCCUAA